This is a messenger RNA of Puntigrus tetrazona (Sumatra barb), 6151 nucleotides long. RefSeq names its product poly(ADP-ribose) polymerase family member 14-related sequence 4 (gene parp14rs4). Gene Ontology annotation, cellular component: nucleus; cytoplasm. The transcript has 19 exons. The record is from RefSeq and is a predicted model, not a curated record. Lineage: Eukaryota; Metazoa; Chordata; Actinopteri; Cypriniformes; Cyprinidae. Gene Ontology annotation, biological process: negative regulation of gene expression. Gene Ontology annotation, molecular function: nucleic acid binding; transcription corepressor activity; NAD+ poly-ADP-ribosyltransferase activity. The coding region runs from base 31 to 5688 and encodes 1885 amino acids.
CAAGUCAUUUCCUCAGUAACCAGGUUCACAAUGGACGAAUGCUAUCCCAUCACUGUAGAAGGAAACUGGUCGACUAAAAAUGCUAAAAGUGUGAAAAAUAAACUUCAGAUUUACUUUCAGAGUAAGAAAUCUCGAGGAGGAGACUGCUUUGUGCAAUAUAAUGAUUGGAGCAACUCUGCUACGAUUCUGUUCAAAUCAUCUAGCAUCCGAGAUGGCGUGCUCUCAAAGGCAGAACACAUUAUUACCAUUGACAAUAAAGAAAUUAAGCUGAAAGUGUUCAAACCCAGCACUGGACAAAAGACAGAGGAGGCCUGUGGACAUCAGGAACCAAGCCAAAAAGGUGUGCUCUCCCAGGCUACAAAUGAUGGCGGUCAGCAGUUCGAGUCAAAAGUUUUCAAACCCAGUGAUUUGGAGAAAGCAGACAGCACUGGACAAAGAACGGAGCAGGCAUGUGGAUAUCAGGAACCAAAUGUCCUGCAAACUGAGUUGGAUGUAAAGAAACCUAAAGAGUCAGAUGCUGUGGUCCUGGAGAACCUUCCAGAUGAUUUUAGUCAAGAUGUUUUGACUCUUUUGGUGGAGAACAUCGCCAAUCUUUGUGAAAAUGACUUUAGCAUGGAAUUAAUACCAGAAUUACAAAAAGCAGUUGUGAUCUUUAAAAAUCCCAGUGCUGCAGAAAAGUUCCUUGAGGACAGUAGGACACAUGACAAGUUCAAAAAGAAUAAUCUGAGGGCUCGUGCACUGGAGAGAAGCACAUGUGUGCGAGUAGAAGAUCUUCCACCUGAGGCCAACAACAAGAUGCUGCUGGAACUGUAUUUUGAGAAACGGGGCGGUCCAGUAGAGGAAGUUGUCAUAAUUCCAGAAGAACAAGCAGCCAUGAUUACCUUUAAGGAGGAAGAAACCAAAGAGAGAGUUUUGAAGCAAGAAAAUAAAAUCUGUGAUGUUCCAGUCAAGAUGUAUCCCUACUUUAAAUCACUGGAUACAAUCUUGUAUGGUGGCAACAGGCCUAGUUUUAAGUUGCCUGAACCUGUUACAGUCAUUGUACAUCCUGGCAUCAGGAAGUUUAUGCUUAAGAAAGGGCAGAUUUCCUCCAUUAAAGACCAAAUGAGCUCACACUUCUGCCAGAUAAACAUGGACAAACCUGACGUUUUGCUCAGUCCUGAUCCAGCAUUACUGAAACAGAAAGGAGUUACCAGAAGACACAUUGAUAGCUGGAGUGAAAAUACCAUUGAUGCCUUCAAGAAACUCAUGUCAAACUACACAACAUCUGAGUGGCCUGUGUCACCCACCUUGUGGUCUAAAGUGGAGAGAAAAAUUAAGGAAUUAGUGAAAGAUCAGGUUUUUAUAGAUUUGGAUGCUUCUAAAGGGGUAUUGACACUGGCAGGAAUGGCCCAUGAAAUAAUUGGACUGAAACCCAUCAUAGAAAAGUUUUUAGAGAGGGGAACCAAUCAAAUGGAGAGGGAGAAGAACAGUGUGACAGAGCACAUGGAGAUUUCUCCUGCCAUGUACUCUCUGCUUGAACAAGAUGGUCUGAAAAUCGCAGUUUCUCCAGACCUGCACAUUGACUACAACAAAAAGGUGAACAGACUUAUUUUAUCCGGUCUUCAUACAGAAACUCUUGCCUUCAAGAAUUGGGUCCUUGAGAAGCAAAUAAAUAUGAAACAGAAGCCCUUACAGAUUAACCGUUCAAUCAUGGAGUUUCUGAGAUCAGUGGAUUGUAAUGAAAUGUCCAGAGAUCUGUUCAUAUCUCAUGGAAUAACUGCUGUCUACACAAUUGAAAAUGGAGAUGUUGUUGUGACUGGAAGCACAGAAAGAGCACUUGCUGAGGCAGAGAAGAAAGUGAGUACAGUUUUCACAACCAAAGAACUCACUGUUGAAGAUCAAGGCGUCCUUCAAAUGCCAGCAUGGCUCGAACUCGAAACGCAAUUGCAAGAAUUGUUCAAUAUUUCCAAAAAAACAUCUGUGAUUAUAUGUUUAUCUAAACAGAGAGACAAAGUCACAGUGACUGGAUUUAGAGAACCAGUAAUGGAGGUCAGUGAGAACUUAGGAUGUUUUAUUGAGAAACACACUAGAAUUGAAGAAACCGUUCGUGUCAAAUCACAUGCAGCAUUUGAAUUAAUAAAAGAAAAAAAAUCGCAAGAAUGGCAACGUUUCAUUAAGUCUGAUGAGAUGAAAGUGAAUUUUGAUUCUAAGAGACCCUGGAUAAAACUAUCUGGAGAGCGUACAUUAGUCAAGCCAGCUUUUACCUUCUUUAGAGGGUUGAUAAAUGAUCUCUGCACAGACACACUGAUCAUUAAAAAGGCAGGAGCAAAGAAGUACUUCAUGGAGCAGGGUAAAAUGAUGCUCUCAAUGCUGUUGAAGGAAAAAAGAUUUGUGGUGGUUCUUCAGGAAGAUGGUAUGCUGGAAGAGGAGGAAGAUGAAUUUACUGAAGCUAGUUUUGAAAAUAUUGGCCAGGUCUCUUGUGAGGUUCGAAUACCAGGUGGAGUAACUGUUACUGUCAGGAAGGCAGAUAUUUGCAAGAUCAAUGUUGAUGCUGUGGUCAAUGCUGCUAAUGAAGAUCUGAAGCACAUUGGUGGAUUAGCUCUAGCACUUCUCCAAGCUGCUGGACCAAGUCUGCAGCAAAUCUGUGACCAACACACAAAAGCAAAUGGGCCUCUAAAGCCUGGAGAUGCUAUCAUCACUGACGCUGGUCGUCUUCCCUGUAAAUAUGUGGUGCAUGCUGUUGGACCUCGUUUCAGUGAUUCAGACAGACGUAUCACUGAGCAAUGCCUGAGAUGUGCUGUGAGGGAAAGUCUGAAAAGGGCAUUAAGCAAAAACUGCUCCUCCAUUGCAAUUCCAGUUAUUAGCUCAGGGAUAUUUGGUUGUCCUCUUGAUCUUUGCACUGAAUUGAUUGCCAAGGAGGUGCAUGAGUACAUUGAAUAUCAUAACCACAGAGGAUUCAAUAGCACAUUAACUGAAAUUCACCUGGUUGACAAUAAUGACAGUACAGUGAAUGCCAUGACUCAAGCUGUCAGAAAGGAGUUUGCAGCCUAUAACCCCAAAAUGUCCCCCCAUAAAAUCAAACCUCAUGGGCAUAUUAACAAUGGACAAGGGUAUCGUGAAAAUGUUCGUGGUCGUGGCCAUGGAAACUAUGGCCAAAGAAAACAAGACAUUGAAGCCCCCAAAGGUCAUGGCAAUAGAGACUUCGCAGGACAAGCACACUGGAGAGGGGAAACCUCAAGCUUUGGUGGCAGAUCAUAUAACUCUGAAGGGUUAAAUGUUGUUGAGAGAAAAACUAUGCCAGAGGGACUAAAAAUUAUUCUGUGCAAAGGGAACAUCCAGGAUGCAAGUGCUGAUGUCAUUGUAAACACUGUGUCAGAAGAUCUGGAUCUCAGUAAAGGUGCCGUCUCCAAUGCACUCCUUCAGACUGCUGGUCAUCAGCUCCAGUCAGAAAUCACCAGAGCUGCUCGCUCAAAGAAUGUGAAUUAUGGUGAAAUGAUCAUCACAGAUGGUUAUAAACUGAAAUGUCAAAAAGUCUUCCAUGUAGUUUGUCCAUUUUGGCAGGGCUCAGAACAAAAGGUACUCAGUCAGAUCAUUAGAAAUUGCCUGAAAAAUGCAGAUAAGUGGAGAAUGGCUUCAGUCGUCUUCCCAGCGAUCGGGACUGGGAAUCUUGGCUUUCCUAAAGAUCUGGUGGCCAAACUCAUGCUGACUGAAGUCCAGGAAUUUACCUCUACAAACCUUCAAGAGGUAACUGUGAUUGUGCACCCUUCUGACAGAGAGAGUAUAGAGUGCUUCACCAGCGUCUUUAGACAUGGGGUUCAGAGUCCCAUCACAAAAGAAGCACAUCGACAUGACAAGUAUAAAAAUAAUUCUGGAAAGUCAGGCCAGACCUCUGGGGCCAUUGGCAAAGUCUCCUCUCCGUCUCUUGGGGUGCACACUAUGCAGAUGGGUCAGGUGACUCUGGAGGUUUCUUCAGGAGACAUAACUAAAGAAAAAACAGAUGCCAUUGUCAACUCCUCAAAUCAGACAUUUUCUCUGAAAGCAGGAGUAUCCAAGGCCAUAUUAGAUGCUGCUGGACUACAAGUGGAACAUGAAUGUUCACAGAUUGUGAAAUCAUCAAAUACGCAGCAAACAGAGAUUGUGACUUCAGCCGGGCAGCUUCCAUGUGGAAACAUCAUCCAUGUUAUUGGACGCAAUAAUCCAUCUGAAAUUAAGGAUGUUGUUUUGUCUGUUCUGGAGUUAUGUGAGGCACGCCAGAUUACUUCUGUUGCCUUCCCAGCUCUUGGCACUGGUCAGGGAGGUGCAAAAGCAGCUGAUGUUGCAGAUGCAAUGGUUGAUGCAGUGGUUGAAUUUAUAAAGAAAAAGAAACCGGUGCAUGUACGGCUUGUGAAGUAUCUUAUAUUUCAAACGAACAUGGUGGAAGACUUUCACCAAACCAUGAUCAGAAGAUCUGGUGAGAAAGUAGAAGAGGAUAAAAGUCUGUUUACCAAAUUGAAAGACUUUAUCUUCAGGGGGAGUUCAGAAUCUCCCACAGAUGAAGAGUUUGUGAUGGUGGGUGAAGAUAUUGAGCCAGCUGUGUUUCAGCUGUGUGGGGAGACACCAAAGGACCUGAGUGAAGCCAAAGACAUGAUCAACAGCAUGAUAUUACGGGAGCAUGUGAGCAUCCCAAUCCGUGAUCCAGCCAUUGCUCAUUUCACCAGGGAGGAUGGAGAAACACUGAACGCCAUGCAGAGGGAGCUCUCAGUCAGUGUCCGUCUUGAGAAGAAAGGUCAGGACUCUGUGAUCACGCUGGAGGGUCUGACAAGAGAUGCUUACACUGCAGAGAUUCGUAUUCGAGACAUGAUCAGAAAGGUGGAAAGAAAUGAAACCCGAAGAAGUGAGGCUUUUAUCAUUAGCAGUAUGGUUCAGUGGAAAUAUCAGGAAAAUGCACGCAGCGUCAAAAACUUUGAUAUGUUGACUAAUUAUGACCUGGAACAGGCCUAUCGGAGGAAACAGCCAAUAGUGAAAAUCAAGAUUAGCAAUGAUGAAUAUGAAGUUGAUUUAGUUAGGAAGGAGGCCACAAGAAGUGGAAUAAAGAUUGAACUGAAUAGAGUAGAUCUGCAAGCUGCAGCUGCUGCUCAAAGCCCUUUGCCUUCACACUGGGAGGACAUGAAAGGACAGUCAGUUGUUCUUGUAAAACUUACACCAGACUCAAAGGAAUAUGCAGAAGUGGAGAAGGAGUUCAGGAGAACCAAUCUAACCAAUAAUAUCAUUGAAAUUGAAAGAGUCCAAAACAGCGCACUUUGGAAAAACUACAUGAUCAAAAAGGAGGAACUGGAAGAUAAAAACAAACACAAAAAUAACGAAAAGCUUCUCUUUCAUGGAACUGGCUCUGAUAAAACUGAUCAUAUCAAUAAUCACGGCUUUAAUCGCAGCUUUGCUGGCAUGAAUGGAGCCAUGUAUGGGAAUGGUUCAUACUUUGCUGUGGACCCACAAUACUCAGCUCAAGGGUAUUCUAAACCUGAUGCCAAAGGACACAAACACAUGUAUCUUGUUAGGGUGCUUGUUGGAGAACACACUCAAGGAAAACAAGGCCUUCUUGUUCCCCCUGCGAAGAGCUCCAGUAGUGCUGAUCUCUAUAACAGUGUGACUGACAACAUGACCACCCCAUCCAUGUUUGUGAUCUUUAAUGAUGUGCAAGCUUAUCCAGAAUACCUAAUCACCUUCCAGUAAUGAUUAUUAUAUCUGUUUCUGUUUCUUUGAAGUUUUACAUUGAUUUGAUAAAGCUGAACAUAAUAUAUGAAUAAUGAUGGUUUAGUCAGACAGAGAUAUGUAGUGCAGAAUGUAAAAUGUAAUGCAAAAUGUGAUUUAUUUUAUAAAUUGUGGCAUAUAUCUGAAUUAGUUGUAAUGUAAUCAUUGAAUCUGGUAUUGUAGCUAUUUUAUCAGUUAAACAUGCCCAGACAUACCCAUUAAUAAAAGAAAAAAAUUGGAAAACAAUCGUGUAUUACUGAGAAAGACAUUUAGACAGUCUCAAAUCUCACAGUUCCCUUUUAUUAUUUAACUACACUAAUCAGCAAUUGUUUUUAUAUAUAGUAAUGUAUUGUCUAACCAGGAAAAAUAUGUUUUCAUCGUAUACAUAUAUGGGGAUUGUGCAAACCAUUACACAAAAAUAAAUGUAACAAAUGACUUCACAACA